Molecule: messenger RNA, 1009 nt
Organism: Anneissia japonica
Lineage: Eukaryota; Metazoa; Echinodermata; Crinoidea; Comatulida; Comatulidae
Exons: 3
Coding region: 104-994 (296 amino acids)
Source: RefSeq, a predicted model, not a curated record
UGGAUUACAUUUAACACAGAGUUCAUUUUACGAAGAGUAGUUGUAUUAUCAGUCAAGGACCGCGACUCCGAAUAUAUUAAAGUGAAGAAAAGUUUUCUUCCAGAUGCACGCGCGCUGUAAACGAUACUACCAACUUGUCUUUCAAACGAAAUAUUUUCUAAAGUUUGAAAAACUAAAUCCAUUGAUAAUGGGAGAAAAUUUACAAUUAAUGUUUCAAAUAUCAGUAAUCGUCUGUUUAAUACUAUUUGUAAAAGGGCAGACUGAAGGGUCCACGUGUACAGAUAUCCAAUAUGUUGAUGUUAUUCCUGACUGUACAUUUGGCUGUUUUUGUGUAAGUAGACAGAAUGCGAUUCCACGCAUUGAAUGCCGAGACGAGCCGACUUCGUGCCUCGUCUCAAACGAGUGCUCCGAUCCAGAAAUUCCACCAGGCUGCAGGUGUCCGCGCUGCUUACAAGGUCGUCAUUGCGUGGCCCUCACCGAGGACCAAAUAGCAGUUAAAGUGCCCGAGGGUGCGUCAAAUGUUCCCGUGGGGUGCGCAAUCUGCAGCUGUCAGAAUAUUCCCACUACGUCUACUUUUGUAAAUAUUGUAAGCAAUAAGAUAGAUCUUGGAAAUAUACAACCACGGCAGGCAGAAUGCGAUUAUCAGCUUUGUCCUCCAACAUUUAACAAUGGUCUAGAUGGCGAGGAUGGUGAAGAUGCAACUGUAAAUGGCCCUGGUCGAGAUGGACUUGAUGGAGGACAAGGGUUUGAUGUUAAUUCCAGGCGAUAUCCAAACUGCGCGGUUGUUGAUCAAUCGAGGAGGCGCGAUUCAGAAGCUGAUAGGCUGACAUGCGAUUAUGGGUGUUUCUGCAAUCUAGAUAGUGGUAGAACGGUGUGUGUGAUUCCACCAGCAUGUUCAGUUUCAAAUCGAUGUUCGAAUCCUAUCGAAGGACUCUGUGGUUGUCCAAGCUGCCCUGUUGAUCAGAUUGGUUCGUCAUUUCAUGCAAUUUCUUAACUAUAAGUUUACAUA